Otolemur garnettii (small-eared galago) is the source of this 960-nucleotide messenger RNA. Its product is annotated as olfactory receptor 3A2. The record is from RefSeq and is a predicted model, not a curated record. NCBI's taxonomy places the organism in Eukaryota, Metazoa, Chordata, Mammalia, Primates, Galagidae. Gene Ontology annotation, molecular function: G protein-coupled receptor activity; olfactory receptor activity. Gene Ontology annotation, biological process: G protein-coupled receptor signaling pathway. The transcript has a single exon. Bases 13 to 960 code for a protein of 315 amino acids. Gene Ontology annotation, cellular component: membrane.
UUACAGGAACUCAUGGAGCCACAAACUGGGACCAACAAAACCACUGUUGCUGAGUUUGUUCUCCUGGGUCUAGUGGAAACUGAAGAGAUGCAGUCCGUGGUCUUUGUACUCUUUCUCUUUGCCUACCUGGUCACUGUCGGGGGCAACCUCAGCAUCCUGGCUGCCAUCUUAGUAGAGCCCAAACUCCACACCCCCAUGUACUUCUUCCUGGGGAACCUAUCCAUGCUGGAUGUUGGAUGUAUCACUGUCACUGUUCCUGCAAUGUUGGGUCAACUCUUAUCCCACAAGCGUACAAUUUCCUAUAAUGCCUGCCUUACACAACUCUUCUUCUUCCACCUUCUGGCCGGGAUGGACUGCUUUCUGUUGACUGCCAUGGCCUAUGACCGAUUUCUGGCCAUCUGCCAGCCCCUUACUUAUAGCACCCGCAUGAGCCAGAUGGUCCAAAGGAUGCUGGUGGUCAUGUCCUGGACUUGUGCCUUUACCAAUGCACUGACCCACACUGUAACCUUAUCCACACUCAACUUCUGUGGCCCCAAUGUGAUCAAUCACUUCUACUGUGACCUCCCACAGCUCUUUCAGCUCUCCUGUUCCAGCACCCAGUUCAAUGAGCUGCUGCUCUUUGUAGCAGCAGCCUUUAUGGCUGUGGCCCCUUUGGUUCUCAUCACUGCAUCCUAUGCCCAUGUGGCAGCUGCAGUCUUGCGAAUCCGCUCUGCAGAGGGCAGGAAGAAAGCCUUCUCUACCUGUGGCUCUCACCUCACUGUAGUGGGCAUCUUCUAUGGGACAGGUGUCUUCAGCUACAUGAGGCUUGGCUCAGUGGAAUCUUCAAAUAAGGAUAAAGGGGUUGGGGUUUUCAUGACUGUUAUCAACCCCAUGCUGAACCCACUUAUCUACAGCCUCAGAAAUACUGAUGUUCAGGGUGCUCUGUGUCAGGUUCUUAUGGGGAGGUGGUCCCUGAUCUGA